This is a messenger RNA of Spirometra erinaceieuropaei, 309 nucleotides long. The record is from the annotation of a GenBank genome assembly. Lineage: Eukaryota; Metazoa; Platyhelminthes; Cestoda; Diphyllobothriidea; Diphyllobothriidae.
AUGGACGACGAGCGGCUGCCCAAACGACUCUUCUACGGAGACGUCGCGACGGGUUCUCGCCGACAAGGAGGCCAAAUUCGCCAAAACAAGGAUACUCUGAAGUCCUUCCUGAAGCGUCUGCGAAUAAACCCGACCAACUGGGAAGGGCUCGCACUCGACCGACCGACCUGGAGGAGGACAGUGAAAACGGGCGCUGCGAUCUACGAAGCCAACCGCAUCGCCGCCGCCAAAGAGAAACGCGAAGCCCGCAAAUCACAGCUGCGCCCAGUACGCAACGCCGACGCACAACCGCUUCCAACGUGUCCUUGA